This is a messenger RNA of Parathielavia appendiculata, 1836 nucleotides long. Its product is annotated as glycosyltransferase family 22 protein. Lineage: Eukaryota; Fungi; Ascomycota; Sordariomycetes; Sordariales; Chaetomiaceae. The record is from RefSeq and is a predicted model, not a curated record. Gene Ontology annotation, cellular component: endoplasmic reticulum membrane. Gene Ontology annotation, molecular function: alpha-1,2-mannosyltransferase activity. The coding region runs from base 1 to 1836 and encodes 611 amino acids. Gene Ontology annotation, biological process: protein N-linked glycosylation. The transcript has 3 exons.
AUGGCUCCCAAGGUCUCAGCCAAAGCCGCGUCCAAGAUGGCACCAGGCAAAGAGAAGCAGGAAUUUGUGCAUCCAGUGGCCAAGCAUGCCAGGAAGAAGGCAAUCAAGAACGCCUUCGCCAUUGAGCCCAUCUCAGCCUUCUAUAUCUUUCUGGCCGCCAACAUCAUCGCCGCCCUCUUCGCCCCAAUCCAGGACUGCGACGAGACCUUCAACUACUGGGAGCCCACUCACUAUCUCAGCCAUAACUACGGUUUGCAGACCUGGGAGUACUCACCCGACUAUGCCAUCCGCAGCUGGCUAUACAUUGCCAUCCACGCCAUCGGCGCCAAUGUCCGCCGCCUGCUACCGCACUCGUCUAAGGCGGCCGAGUUCUACUUUCUUCGCUACCUUCUCGCCCUUGCUUGCGCCCUCUGCCAGACCCUGAUGUGGCGUGCUGUGUGUCUGGCCUUGAACCCGCGUGUCGGUCUCUUCUUCAUAUUGGCCCUUGUCUUCAGCCCGGGCAACUUCCACGCCAGCACCGCCUACCUCCCCUCCAGUUUUGCCAUGUACAUGGCCAUGGUCGGCGCUGCUGCCUUCAUGAACUGGCGGGGAGGAAUCAAGACGUCGCAGGGCAUGUUCUGGUUUGCCCUGGGCGGCGUCCUCGGCUGGCCCUUUGCCAUGGCACUGUGUGCCCCUUUCGUCUUUGAAGAGGCUUUCUUCGCCAUGUUGAGCGAUAAGGAGCGCUUCUUCGAGUCGUGCAUCAGGCUCGCGCGCGGCGUCGUCGCGGCGCUACUUCUGGUGGUCCUCGACACUGCGGUCAACACAUUUUUCUACAAGAAGGUCGAGAUUGUCACGUGGAACAUCAUCAAGUAUAACCUCUUUUCCGAGACGGGCGGCCCCAACCUUUACGGCACGGAGCCCUGGACCUUCUACUUCAAAAACCUCCUCCUCAACUUCAACCUCUGGUUCAUCCUCGCCCUCCUGUCCCUUCCGCUCUUCUUCCUUCAAAAGCUCUUCUUGCACCGCAACGCGCGCGAGUCCUUCCAGUCGGGCCUGCGUACCCUCGUCUUCCUUUUGCCCUUCUACCUCUGGCUCGGAAUCUUCACCCUCCAGCCGCACAAGGAAGAGCGCUUCAUGUACCCGGCGUACCCCUUCCUCGCGCUCGACGCUGCCCUGGCCCUGCACACGCUGCUCGCCUUGAUCGGCAACGCCGACCCCAAGACGUCGCUCGUCGGCCGCAUCCCCGCCAAGGCCAAGCUCGCCGUGGUCGCUCUGGGCCUCGUCGCCUCGGUCAACGUCAGCCUGGCCCGCAUAUACGGCCUGUACGCAGCCUACCACGCCCCGCUGGCCCUCUACGCGCCGCUCGCCGAGAGCGUGGGCGGGCCAGGUGACACGGUCUGCUUCGGCAAGGACUGGUACCGGUUCCCGUCGUCCUUCUUCUUGCCGCGCGACAUGCACGCCAAGUUUGUCCGCUCCGAGUUCAGGGGCCUGUUGCCCGGGGAGUUCUCCGAGGCAAGGACCGGGUUCGGGUUCUGGAGCGGCACCUGGCUGCCUACCAUUGGGCUGAAUGACCGCAACGAGGAGGACCCGGGCAAGUAUGUCGAUUUGAGGAGCUGUGUAUUUCUGGUGGAUACCCAGUUUCCCGAGCGGGCGGAUGUGGAGGGCGCGCUGUCGCCCCGCGAGCCCGACUAUGCCAAGGAUGUGGGCAGGUGGGAGGAGGUCAAGUGUCUGCCGUUUUUGGAUGCUGAGCGGACGCCGUUCCUGGCGAGGGCGCUGUGGCUGCCGGAUUGGGACGUUGUGCCGGAGCGGCUGCGGAGGAAAUGGGGGAGGCAUUGUCUGUUGCGGCAGAGGAAGUAA